Molecule: messenger RNA, 964 nt
Organism: Ectocarpus sp. CCAP 1310/34
Lineage: Eukaryota; Phaeophyceae; Ectocarpales; Ectocarpaceae
Source: the annotation of a GenBank genome assembly
CGGUGUUAUUUUUUCUCCUCGCGGCGAAGGCAUGACGGAGUUCGAAAGAGGAGGUCGCAACAACGAGAAUCAUCAUCGGGGGGAAGCUUUCAUCACGAAGAAGAGAGACAGCAACAACAACGACAACGACGCGGCGUUUCUGAAGAGCAAGCGCCAGAGGAGCAUGGCUGAUCGCCAAGAAGAAGAGCAACAUCAGCCGCCGCAGACUCGCCGGAUGGUCACCGACGGUAUGGGUUGUGUUGGUUUGGUGGAGAGGUUGGCCCAGUCGAGUCAUUUUCUUGCCGUCCCCUCUCUCAAGACGACCAACUUGCCCAACCCCACGGACGAGGCUGUCUCGGAAAGCCGGCUGAUCCAGACCUCGCCACCAAAAUUAAUCAACCGCGAAGAGAGUAGCGGCACAGAAAGUAGCAUGAGCGGCAGCAUCGCUAACAGCAGCAGCGUUAGUAGCGCGAUGGAUGAUCGCGAGUCAGUUUUCACUCCGAUGACUAACACCGAGGGCGUCGCCGAGAUCGAUUCUCCCGCCCCACUCUCGAGCAGUUUCAGUCAAAAGAAGGGCGACUCGGUUCAACCCCCCGCUGACCGUAGCGAGCAGAGUUCGUCGAGCGACGAGUGGGUGUGCAGGGCAUUUGGGAAAGAAGUAUGCGAGAACGACAUUUCGCACCGCAUGUGGUCCUUGAGGAGGCGCGGCUUCGACGAGUAUGUCAUGCGAAUAAUGGAUGAGUGUGUGUAUGAGAGCGAUGACGAAGAUUUCAUGGCGUCCCCGGAGGGUAGAAGAAUCAAUUUGGACGCAGCAGUCGACGAACAGCAAGAAGAGGAAUUGGUAGCACAAAAGUAUGACGGCACCCACGCGCACGAGCCCCCGCUCCCCGAACCGAUAGUGGUGACGCCUGAAAGACUUCUGUUGUAGAUUUGGCGAUGACCCGAAAUAUUACACUGGUUUGUCGUCGUUCCCCUCAUCGCUCCU